Molecule: messenger RNA, 1660 nt
Organism: Cheilinus undulatus (humphead wrasse)
Lineage: Eukaryota; Metazoa; Chordata; Actinopteri; Labriformes; Labridae
Gene: fam3c
Product: FAM3 metabolism regulating signaling molecule C
Exons: 10
Coding region: 333-1019 (228 amino acids)
Source: RefSeq, a predicted model, not a curated record
AGCUACCUCCAAAUUAACAGUAAUACCACUUAUUGUCCGCCGUAGUUGUUUCGGUGUCAGUUAGCAAACCUAGACAGAGAUAAGGAAGUAAACCUACGAGUCGACGGCAGUUUUCAGGCUACAGUUGAUGCCGGAGUACAUUUUGAUAGCCUCAGAGCUACGUACGGUGCCGUACACUGAAGCUAUAUACUUGAUAAAUUCGUUAUAACGGCUUACUACCGUAUGAUAAUAACACUUAGCAUUGACGAAAAGCCGUUCACUUCGUCAACAUGAUGCUUGCAAUGCAACGUCAGCGUUGUUAACUGUGGAAAAGAGGCAGGGGGGUCGCUAAGAUGAUCAGGACUGGCGCUAUUCUAAAAUUGGCAGCGCUCAUCUUUGCAUUCCUCCUUGCUGUCUUUCUGGCUUUUCAACUCCUGGAGAUAAAUGUGGAUUUUUUUAAGCUGAGCAGUGCAAUCUCAAGAAAUAUACCGGUGAACGAAGGCUCACAAAAGCCAGUCAGGUACAAAUGUGGGCUGUCAAAAGCAUGUCCAGGUGGACACUUCGCCUUCAAGAUGGCGAGUGGAGCCGCCAGCGUGGUUGGGCCCAGAAUCUGCCUGGAGGACAAACUAGUUAUGAGCGGUGUGAAGAACAAUGUGGGCAGAGGAAUCAACAUCGCCCUUGUUAAUGGAAGGACUGGAGAUGUUCAAAAGACAGAUUAUUAUGAUAUGUGGGCAGGAGAUGUGGCUCCCUUCAUUAAAUUCCUGAAGGAAAUCGAGGAUGGCACAAUCGUGAUGAUGGCUUCAUUCGAUGAUCCCGCUACAAAACUCAAUGAUGAAGCCAGGAAACUGAUUUCUGAUCUUGGAAGCUCCAUCGUGAAUAAUUUGGGCUUCCGGGACAAUUGGAUCUUUGUGGGAGGGAAAGGAAUCAAGACCAAGAGUCCAUUUGAACAGCACAUAAAAAACAACGCAGAUACCAACAAAUUUGAGGGAUGGCCCGAGGUGCUGGAGAUGGAAGGCUGCGUGCCUCGGAGGCAGGACUAACCGGAUCCUCGACGUUUUGCCUCAAACAUCCAACAUGCCCUCAACCUGCCCUCAAGAGACUCUCUAGUUUUUGUCACAGGCUGAGAAAGGUCAUUUUUAAGCUCUGUGUCAAGCCUUUUAUUCAAAUUUACCUACAAGAACAUUAGUCAAACAAAAGAGGAGCUGGCGUGAAGCCGUGGACUUUUCUCUCUUUGUUUGGCUUGACUUGUAGCUGGACUAAGUUGGUAGAUAGCACUGAUUAUAAGGGAAUCAUCUUUGCAUGCUGUCACACUUUCUACCUGUAAGGCCCACAGACGUAGCUGUGAUAGCGUCGCAUUAUUGCACUGUUAACCAUGGGAAUGGAUGUCAGAGAGAUGAUCUCCAUCACCUGUUUCCUGCCUUAAUCUCAUUAACCUGUUCAUGUUUAAGUCUUUGUGAUUCGUUUUCUUCCUUUCAGAGCUGUUUGUUUUGAGAAUUUUACUGUUAGCAGGGUUUGAAUAUGCAUAUUUUCAUGAUAUUGUAACCAAAAGUACCAAAUUCACUGUGAAAUUUGUAAAUACUUGUUUAGAGGGUCCCAAUAAAGAAAGACCCUAAUUUAAUGAACAUUGUAAUAAUAAUAAUAUAAUUUCUUAAAAUAAAUGAUAUUCUUUGUGAUGUUUUAA